AUGGUGCAACUGUACAAUUUGCACCCGUUUGGGUCUCAGCAAGUAGUGCCCUGCCAGCUUGAGCCCGAGCGGUUUUGUGGCGGCGGGCGGGAUGCGCUUUUCGUGGCGGCGGGCUGCAAGGUGGAAGCGUUCUCCGUGCUGGGCCCGGAGCUGUGCCAGCCCAGAUGCACCUUCUCCACGCUGGGCCGGGUGCUGCGCUUGCUGUACAGCGAGCCCGGAGACUAUUUGGUAACAAUUGAAGAGAAGAAUCAAGCUACGUUUCUCCGUGCCUAUGUGAACUGGAGAAGUAAGAAGAAGGAGAACUCGCGCGUAUGCAUCCGGAUGCUGGGCCACCACUUGGAGACGCCCUUCAAUGACAGUUUUAGGGACCAGAUGUCCAUCGUGGAAAUGCCGUUGGCUGAGACUCCACUGUGCAUCUCUUGUUGCCCUGUGAAGGGAGACCUUCUGGUUGGCUGUGCCAAUAAGUUAGUCUUAUUCACACUGAAGUAUCGGAGUGUUAGUGACACACUCUCUCUGGUGGACUUUGAAAGGUCUCUGAUUGUACACAUAGACAGUAUCACCCCUGUGGAAAUUUCUCUAUGCCUGGGAUAUAUUGCUGUUAUGUCAGACUUAGAAGUCCUUAUCCUGAAGCUAGAGUCAGAUUCUAAACACCCAGAGUCUGCCUACCAUCGUCCGCAUAAAACCAGCGACCCAUUGAGACAGGCUGUAGGUCUCAGGGAUGAAAGUCCACAACUUGAAUCAGAUGAUUUUGUUUUCUGCCAAAAGCCAUUGGAACUUCUUGGAGAGAAAAGUGAACAGUCUGGAUUGUCUGUUACCCUGGAAUUGACGGGACUGACUGAAGAGAAAGUAAAAGACUUCCAUGUUCAGCAUCUGCUUUAUAGGCGUUUUACUCCUGAUAUUUCAUCCUUUGAGCUGCUCGGUGAUGUCAGGCUGCAUUCCCUUCAACUGCUCCCCAUUCUGCACACAGGUUCUCUUGCUUCUGAUGAGAAACAUUCAUCUCAGGAAAAGGACUUGCUCAGCCUUUUCUGUUUCUUCUCCUUGCCUCAUGUGGGUUACCUUUACAUGGUCGUCAAGUCUGUGGAGUUGAUGUCAGUCUAUCAGUACCCCGAGAGAUCGCAGCAGGCUGCACUCACACCACAUUUUCUGCAUGUCAUCACCAGCAACAACCUGCAAUGCUUCACUGUUCGGUGUAGCGCAGCGGUGGCUCGUGAGGAGGACCCAUAUGGGGAUAGCACCAUGCAGGCUUGCCCGCCGGUCAGUAUGGAUGUCUGUGCCUUGAGAAUCCAACUCUUCAUUGGUUUGAAAGCCCUCUGUCACUUCCAGAAUCACCUCAUUCUUUUAACCAAGGCGGUCCCUGAAGGCCCCCCACAAAGAAGACCACAUUUUAGAAAAGGUAGUACCCUUGGAAAACUGAGAAACUCUCCUGCGGCGGAGGUGGGGUGGAAUCUAUAUGUUGUGAAUACUAUCUCACCGGUACAGCUGUACAGAGAAAUGAUUGAGUACAGUAAUACCUAUAAGAUGACCAAAACUCAGAGCUGCAUUCACCUGCUCAGUGAGGCCCAUUUGCUGGUGAGAGCUGCCCUGCUGGAUGCUGCUCAGUUGGAACCUGGAGAAAAGGCAGAGCUAUUGGAAGCAUUCAAGGAAAGCUGUGGACAUCUGGGGGACUGCUACAGCAGGCUCAACACCCAGCAUUGCCACCUUGCCUUGCCAUACUAUAAAAUGUCUGGUUUGUCCAUGGGUGAUGUUCUGGCUCGCAGGGACUGGGCAGUAGACUGUGAAUCGCAGAGCUAUGAGAAGGGAUUACUCUUUUACAUUAAUCACUCACUUUAUGAAAACUUGGAUGAAGAAUUAAGUGAUCAAUUAGCAGUGAAAGUGGUGGAGAUGUUUUUUAUGGCUGAGCCGAAGCAAUUGCCCCACAUUCUCUGUACACCGUCCAUGAAGAACAUUAACCCUUCAACUGCCCUGAACUACCUCAGCAAGCUGGAUUCUUCUCAGUGUUCACCUAUCUUGGUGACAUUGACCAAGGCUGCAAUGGCUUUGAAGAUGGGAGAUUUGGACAUGUACAGAAACGAAAUGACAAGCCACUCAGAGAUGAACUUGGUGUAUGGCUUCAUCUUGGAACCCCGGCUGUUGAUUCAGCAGAGGAAGGGACAGAUGGUCCCCACUGAAUUUUCAGUUCACCUGAAAGACACCAGACCUGGAUUGCUUGUGGCUUCUAUUCUGGGCUUACUGAGGAACAGCCAUAUUGGAGUCGAAGAAGCAGAUUCCUUCUUUAAGGUGCUUUGUGGUAAGGAGGAAGGUGCAACUCCUCAGCUCCUAGUAGACUUUUGGGAAGCUCAGCUAGUCGCUUGCAUCCCGGACAUGGUCCUUGAAGAACUAUUUCUCAAACUCACGACCCAGUACAUCUGGAGACUGUCCAACAAGCAGGCCCCAGACACCACGCCACUGCGCACAGCCGAGGACCUGAUCAGCGCCUGUGGUCAUUAUGGCUUGGUCAGCCCAUGGGUUAAUGUCUUAAUAUCCUGUGAUCCCUUACCUGAUAAAAAUUAUGCUGAAGACCUUGCAAAAUUACAGUCUCUCAUAUGUGGUCCUUCAUUUGACAUAGCUUCCAUCAUGCCGUUCUUGGAGCCGUUGUCGGAAGCCACAGCUGCUGGCCUCAGCAUCCAUGUCCUGUGCCGCACGCGCCUGAAGGGGCAUGAGCAGUGCAUAGACACACUGUUAGAGCGCUGCCCCGAGGCCAUCAUCCCUUAUGCCAACCAUGAGCUGAAGGAAGAGAACCGGACUUUGUGGUGGAGAAAAUUAUUGCCUGAGCUUUGCCAGAGAAUCAGACGUGGAGGAGAGAACUGUCAACUCUACCUGGCAUCACUGAAAGAAACAUUGUCAGUGGUUGCUGUGGAACUAGAGCUGAGAGAUUUCCUGAAUGUUCUCCCUGAAGAUGGCACUGCUGCCUUUUUCCUGCCAUAUCUCCUCUACUGCAGCCGGAAGAAAUCACUGAUGUGAGGGGUCGUUGGCAAAGCACCAUCCUGGCAUUCAGUGUGGAGACCAAACUUGGAAAAAUGCCAAGCCAUCUACAAUAUAAAGUGUUUCAGGUUGAAUAUGCCCAUCUAUUACCAGGGCUUUCCAGCUGCUUCCUUACCAAGUAGCAGUAUUAUUUUUUCUUAAUUUAUGAAUGGAAUUCAUGCAAUUGUCCAGAAUAUUCAAAAGCUACAAGGCAUAAGAAUUCCUCCUGAAGUCAUUAUUUUUUAAAAGAAGAGAUGAACUUUUUUUUAAAUUUUGGGCCACACCCAGUGACUCUCAGAGGUCCUCCUGGCUAUGCACUCAGAAAUCACUCCUGGCUUGGGGGGCCAUAUGGGAUGCCACGGGAUUGAACCGCGGUUCACCCUGGGUCAGCAAUGUGCAAGGCAAAUGCCCUGCUGCUGCGCCAUCGCUCCAGCCCUGAGAAAUGAACUUUUA
Molecule: messenger RNA, 3453 nt
Organism: Suncus etruscus (white-toothed pygmy shrew)
Lineage: Eukaryota; Metazoa; Chordata; Mammalia; Eulipotyphla; Soricidae
Gene: HPS3
Product: HPS3 biogenesis of lysosomal organelles complex 2 subunit 1
Exons: 17
Coding region: 1-3000 (999 amino acids)
Biological process (GO): organelle organization
Cellular component (GO): cytoplasm
Source: RefSeq, a predicted model, not a curated record